AUGGCACCUCGUCAUCUCGAACGUGUCCAGCAAUUCGAGUCGCUCCUCGCGCCGUUCCCGUCCAGCUCCACCUCGUCCCCCUCCUCACCAUCCGCUCCGCCUCCUUCUCUCGCCGCGAUAGGCGAGCGCGCACCCGGCCUGCAUCCCCGUGGGCCCCAGAGCGCCGAGCAGUGGCGGCAAGAUGAGCUCAAACGGUUGUGCUUCCACGGCAUCCCCGACGACCCCAAGCACCUGCGCUCUACCGCCUACGCAUUCCUGCUCGCCCUCCCUCCCCCGUCGUCCCUCGUCGAGCAGUACUCGGCCUUCCUCGCCGACAUCUCGACCCGCAUCUCGUCGCUCGCGCCACCCAGUGCAUCCGCACCACUCGCCAAGGAGGACCUCCUCUUGCGAGAGAUCGAGCAGGACGUCGACCGGACGUUCGGCGCCCUAGCCUGGUUCGGCGGCGAGGUUGAGCUGGGGGACGGCGAGGAGGUCCUGUGGGCGCGCCUCGAUGCGGUCAAGGCCGCCAGUCAGCAGCAGGCGCUGGCUCUCGCGGCCGACGAGGGUCGGGAGCACGUCUCGGCGUCGGUUCCGUCCUCGGCGCAGCCGCACACUCGCCGGCGAGCCCUCCUGCGCCCGCUCUUCGCCUACGCCUUCCUCAACCCGGGCGUCAGCUUCGUGCAGGGCAUGUCGUACCUCGCCGCCAUCUUCGCCUUCGUCUUCUCCGCCAGCCCCUCGUCGACCUCGCCGCUCGAGCGCGAGGCCGCCACCUUCUUUGCCCUCGGUGGCCUCCUGUCCCAGCUCCGCGACCUGUACGUCCCCAGCCUCGACACGCCCGCCGCUUCCGCGCCGACAGCUGUCGGCCUCGGCGCCACCGUCGCCCGGUUCAACUCGCUCCUCCUCUUUCUCGACCCGACCGUCGCCGACGCCCUCGACCGCAAAGACGUCGACUUGAGCGCUGUCGUCAUUCGGUGGCUCACGACCGUGUUCGCCAACGAGUUUCCUCUGCCCGACGUCGUCCGCAUCUGGGAUCGAGUGCUGUCGCUGUACCCGUCCGCCGAGGGUCCGCAAGCCGUCGAGACGCUGUCGCCGGUCCUGAGCCACCUGCUCGACCUCGCGCUCGCCGUCGUCGAGAUGGAGCGGCAGACGAUCAUCUCGCCUUUCGCUAAACUGCCCAAGAUCAUGUCGGCGCUGCAAGACCUGCGCAUCGAGGGCGAGGGCAUCGACACGCUCCUUCGCACGGCGGCCGACAUUCGCGAGCGUCGUGCCGGCCGCAGCACGCGGUCGAGUGUGACGACGACCCCGACUCGCUCGGCCACCGUGUUCGGGCGGCGCCUGUGGUCCGCGUCGUCCGCCAAGGCGACCGACGCUGCCGCCGCCGACUACGAGCUCGACGAUCGCUCGUCUGCCGCCGGGAGCGACGCCUCGCGCCCGUCUCGACUCGGGCAGCGGUUCGGCUCGCUCGCCUUCUCGUCGCCGCGCUCGUCCGCAACGGUCGACCUCGCCGACAACCUGACGAUGGUCGAGGGCAAGGUCCUGCCGCCUCCUCCGGCGCGCGUCGAUCAGCCGACCAACACGAUCGCGUCCUUGAUCGAGGACGAGCUGCGCGUCGAGGCCGAGUACGGCGUCGAGGACGAGGACGAGGAGGGCGGCGCGUCGUCGCUGCGGGACCGUGCGGCGUCGGGCUGGGGCGGCCUCAAGUCGUCCUUGUCUCGGUUCGCCGCCUCGGACGCCGCCGCCGCGCUGCAGAAGCGCGCGACGAACUUGCAGCUCGCCGCCGCGCAGUCGGCCUCGUCGGCCUCGGCUCGGCUCCAGUCGAGCGACGCGGCCGCCGCCCUCUUCAAGGCGCAGACCAACGCGUCGGUCAAGGCGCAGCUCCUUGCCGAGCAGCUCGCGCACGACGGGCCCGAGCGCCUCGUCAAGCUGCGCGACGCCGGCGGGCGCCUCGUCGCGAGCACCGGGUCCAACCGCGGCGGCGAGCGGCGGCCGGGCAGCCCUCGCGAGGCACCUUUCACGCCUCCCGGCGGGCCCGGCGACCGCGACAUCUCGCCCAUCUCGUCGCCUCGACUCAGCGCCGUCGACAUGGCUCGAGCAGGCUCGAACGGGCCCAAGCCGCUCCUGCUGUCGGGCGCGGCGCGGCGCGCCAAGAGCGACGAGGACGGCUCGCACGCCUUUGCACGGUCUCGCUCGCCGAGCCAGUCGCCCAUCCUCACCCGCACCUCGCUCCUCUCGCCCGACCUGUCGAUCCCUCCCUUGUCCCGCUCGACGUCGUCGCACGGCCGCAGCCUGUCGCACCUCGACUCGCCCAGCCGCUCGCCGGCGAGCUCGUUCCGCCCUCGCUCGCCGUCCCUGCAGCAGGGGUCGCCGAUGCAGGACGACGACAGCCCGAUCGUCAGCCGGCGCGUGCAGGACGGCGCGGCGGGCUUGCGGCGCGGCGGGCCGACCUCGUCGCGCUACGAUGGCUCGCCGAGCGCCGCCGCGGCGAGACCGGCCGGCGUCGGUCGCGGUGGGUGGAGCUUGACGGACGCGCCUGUGCGUGUCGGUGAGCCGAGCACGCAGCCGAGCCCAGGUCGGCUCCCGCCGCUCGAACUCGGCUUUGACCCGUCGACGCUCAGCGAGAGCGUCGAGGUCGGCUCGGCUGCGUCGCGCCUGGCGCGAGCGACGAUGCGCGACGAGCCGCAUUCCGAGGAGCCGACCGGGGCGGGGCGGCCAACGUCAGAGCCCGCGCCGGCGGCCGCCACAGAGCCUUUUCGUCCGCGACGCGAGUCGCCCUUCUUCCCUCCCUCUUCAUCUUCGAGCGCAGCUCCUCGCGAGGAGCCCUUCGUCCCGCCGACCGACCGGACCUCGCCUCCCCCACCACCGCGCGGCUCGUCCCUUGUCCUCGGCGCCCCGCAAGCCGCUCCGGCCUCGCCACCUCUGCCCGCACCCGUCACCGCCCCGCCUCGGCAAUCCUCCGUCGCCUCGCUCGACGACUCGGUCGCACCGCCAGCAGCUCUCGACGGCGACGCAACCGCGCCCGCACCGAGGCUGUCGCGACGGCCGGCGGCGCAACGCAGCGCACCUCGCGCCUGUCGCAGCGUCGGUCGACCUGUCGGCGCCCGAGGCCCGGCGC
Messenger RNA from Rhodotorula graminis WP1, 3091 nucleotides. RefSeq lists its product as uncharacterized. The transcript is spliced from 6 exons. Gene Ontology annotation, molecular function: GTPase activator activity. Gene Ontology annotation, biological process: activation of GTPase activity; intracellular protein transport. The record is from RefSeq and is a predicted model, not a curated record. NCBI's taxonomy places the organism in Eukaryota, Fungi, Basidiomycota, Microbotryomycetes, Sporidiobolales, Sporidiobolaceae. The annotation marks the transcript as partial.